GUCUGACCGUCAGCCGGGGGUGUAACUUGUAACUGGGUGGUUACUGUACCCGUUUGCCUCAAAAAUGUCCAUCUAUAGGAAUGUCGUUUGGUUUAUGAAAGGACUUCAGGAGUAUACAAAGAGUGGCUAUGAAGCUGCAGCAACGCGUUUUGCUCCUGGGGACAUGGAUGUGAACCUGAGUGGCCGGUCCUUCAUGAUAACAGGUGGCAACAGUGGGAUAGGGAAAUCCGCAGCUCUGGAAAUAGCCAGCAGAGGUGGAACAGUUCACAUGGUGUGUCGAAACAAGGAGAGGGCAGAAGCAGCGAAGACCGACAUCAUAGAACACAGUAAAAAUCAGAAUGUACAUGUACAUGUUGUGGACAUGUCCCGUGCCAGACAAGUUUGGGAGUUUGCCCAGCGGUUCACACAAAACAACAAUUUACAUGUACUGAUCAACAAUGCCGGGUGUAUGGUCAACCAGAGAGAGCUAACUGGGGAGGGUUUAGAGAAGAACUUUGCAACAAAUACACUAGGUACGUACAUCCUCACCACCGCAUUGAUACCUGCCUUGAAGACAGCUGAAGACCCCAGAGUGAUCACAGUGUCAUCUGGAGGCAUGCUGGUACAAAAGCUGAAUGUGGACGACCUGCAGUUUGAGAAGGGGACGUUUGACGGCACCAUGGCCUACGCUCAGAACAAAAGACAGCAGGUGAUCCUGACGGAGAGAUGGGCAUCUCAGCACAAAGAGAUACACUUUUCUUCCAUGCACCCCGGCUGGGCAGACACACCAGCUGUCCAGUCAUCCAUGCCUGACUUUCACACCAAAAUGAAGGACAAACUGCGGACAGCAGCCAUGGGGGCUGACACAGUAGUGUGGCUGGCGGUCUCAGCAGCUGCCGCCAAGCAGCCCAGUGGACUCUUCUUUCAGGAUCGUAAAGCGGUGGCUACACACUUGCCCCUGGCUUUCUCCCGGUCCACUCCACAGGAAGAGGAAAAGCUUCAGGCCACCUUGGAACAGCUUGCUGACAAGUUCAAACCUUGACCUCUGUUUACCCCUUUUCUUUUUAAACCCUUUUUCAACAGAUGUAUGGUAUAAGCUGUUUUAAUUUUUUAUAUAAUUUUUUAUAUAGUGAAUUUGAAUUGGUCACUUGGGACAUUUUUAACAUGCAAACUGAUGCUUUGUUGAGGACAAAAUAUCACAUUCCAAAACACUUUAUAUCUAUUUUGAAAAAUGUUAUUGGACUGUUUUUAAGAACGUAUCGCAAUAGUCAGAGCUCAUAUCUUUGACCAAAUCAAACCUUACAUUUGUAUAAAGCAAGUAUAAUUAAGUGAAAAUCUGCCAUUUCAUUUCAUACAUGCUAUGCAUAAUACAUAUCUUUGACAAUUUUGUUAAACAUUAAGUCUUAUUUUACAGCACUUAGGUGAGGUAAACUGAGACUGUCACAUUGUAUGCUCAGUCACUGGUGUUGUAUGUUUACUUAACAAGCUUCCCCACUGAUGUAUUUUUAUGACACGAAAGAAUGAAGGAGGUGAAGUCUUUGACCCCAACAGUCGUUUCUGCUCACCGUCUCUCAAAUGCCUUGAACAGAGGUGGUCUUCAUGAUGUCUUCUUGCUCCGCCUUGGAUAACCUGCAGAAUGAUGUGAGUCCUAAUGAAGGGGUUAUUCUUGGAGACAGUGCAGCUCCAAAUGCUAGCCAAUCUGCUGUGCGUGUUGUGGUUUUCAAAAACAAAUUCAUGAUGGCAAGUCGCACCAAAGCUACCUCAUAUAUUCUUGAAUCAGCUUCUGAUCUGUAGAUGCUCUGCAGACCGUUUGGCGAACAGGUCGUUUCAGUACUGCCGGCCUCGUCUUGGUGCUUAAAAAAACCUGUUGGCCGAAGUGCCAUGUAUUUCAAUUGUAGUACAUUUGUUUCGACAUUAUCGUUAGGAAUACUAUAAAUGAGCAAAACGAAUAAAGGCCCUCAAAGGUCUUUAGUAAUUUGCCAGCUAAUACUUCUGAGCUUUUACUGUGUUUGAGAUUUUUUUAAGUAUUUCUUCGCUGUGAAAAAUAACACCUGUAGUUAUCUGUUGCUGUAUAUACUCAUCGUGUGUCUUUUGGAUACGGGGCUAAGUUUAAUAUGAUGUUUACUAAACUUCCUGGAUAAGUCGUCGCUGCGCCCUUGGAGGAAUUUUGGUUGGCCAGCCACUCCUGGGAAGACUCCCCACUGUUCUAAUUUUUCUCCAUUUGGAGACUGGCUCACUGUGAUUUGCUGCAAUCCCCGGAGCCUUAGAAAUGGCUUUGUAACCCUUUCCAGACUGAUAUCUCAACAACUUUUUAUUCUCAUCUCUUCCGGAGUUUCUUUUGAUGGCGACAUAGUGUGCUGCUUGUUGAGACCGUGUAGCUUACUUGACAUUGAUGGCAAGCUUCUAUAUAAGUCGUGUUUAGAUUAAACAGGGCUGGCAGUAAUCAGGCCUGGGUGUGUGCUCUAAUUGAAUUCACUGAUCAACCAAAUUUGGUUAAUUGUUUGAGCAACUAUGGGGGCGAUUACGUUUUCACACUGUCAGUUGGUGUUGGAUAACUGAUUCCCUUAAGUAAAUACAAUUAUUUAAAAACUGAA
This is a messenger RNA of Lampris incognitus (smalleye Pacific opah), 2573 nucleotides long. It is a transcript of the gene dhrs12, whose product is annotated as dehydrogenase/reductase (SDR family) member 12. Bases 65 to 1021 code for a protein of 318 amino acids. Lineage: Eukaryota; Metazoa; Chordata; Actinopteri; Lampriformes; Lampridae. The transcript is spliced from 10 exons. The record is from RefSeq and is a predicted model, not a curated record.